Messenger RNA from Oryzias latipes (Japanese medaka), 1479 nucleotides. NCBI's taxonomy places the organism in Eukaryota, Metazoa, Chordata, Actinopteri, Beloniformes, Adrianichthyidae. The record is from RefSeq and is a predicted model, not a curated record.
CCAGUGGUUGUAUUGAAUUGAAUGGGAGUCUCUCUGCAGCAUCAGUGCAUGAAAGAGUGAAUGACAUGAGUGGAGUUUGUUCUGCUGCUACUUCCUGAAUGUUUGCAGUUCAGAGCUGACUGCUUUCAUCAGGAAACAGUGAAGUCUGCUCAGUUAGUUUGAUCUCUAAAGAUGUCCACACAAACUGAAGCUGCAGCAGAUUGGAGAGGGAAAUUUAGCAGAAAUCUUCAUCCAGAUGGAAGAGAACAAAGUGAGGUGGAGAUGUUAGAUGAUGAAGAGCAGCACUCUGAUCAUGGAUUACAACAAACCGAAAAUCAGAAGCAGAAGAAUCUUCAAGCUGAGAGAAGAAACUGUUUCAGAGUUUUCAAGUUUUCUCUGGGAGUUUUCUGUUUCCUGAUUCUGGCUGGACUCAUGACUCGCUAUCAUCUGGUGUCUUUGGAAAAAAACAGACUGAAAACCAGAAACAAUCACCUGCAGACUGAACUUUCAGGCAUCAACAAAACUCUUUUGGAUGAAAUAAAACAGCUGAAAAAUCAGAUUGAAGACAUGGUGGUCUACAUUAACAAUCUGCAGAUGGAAGUUAAGAAGCUAAAGAAUCACUUUGAAGGCAUCAACAAAACUCUUUUGGAUGAAAUAAAACAGCUGAAAAAUCAGAUUGAAGUCUUUGAAGGUCAAUGGUGUCCUGAAGGAUGGAAGAGAUUUGGAAGGAGCUGCUACUAUAAAUCUACUGAGGAGAGAAAUUGGUUUGACAGCAGGGAUUUCUGUCAGUUUGUAGGAUCUGAUCUGGUGGUGGUGAACAGCAAAGAGGAACAGGAGUUUGUUUCUACAUUGAAUCAGAAAGAAGAAUCCUGGAUCGGUCUGUUUGCUGGAUGGUCAGUCCAGAAAUAUGAAUGGAAAUGGGUUGAUGGAUCACCACUGACAGAAACGUUCUGGGAUGAGAGGAUUUCAAAAGAUCCGGACUACAACAAUGCAGUGUCCUUAAGUGCUGACGGGAAAUGGACACGACAGGACCAAUGGAACAACUACAAAAACUGGAUCUGUGAGAAAAACCUAAAAUUCUGAAUCUUUCUGUUUCUGAUCUGUGCAUUGAUUUAACUGUUUAGUAAUGUAACUACAAAAAUGUUUUAUUUUUUUUUAUUUCUUUGUGUUUACUUCUCCAAAAUAGUGAUUAAAGGAAGGUUGUAUUUUAGUUUCUGGUGAAUUGUUCAGAGAAAUGAAGGUGUCAUCUAUCAACAACUUCAUCACAUUUAAAUAUCAGUUAAAAAUGACUCAGAUAAACAGGAAACUGUAAUAAAUGACAUGAAAACGAGCUAACUUAGAGCAGCAGUUCAGACUCAGGUUUGGUCUGUAGCAAAUAACAAACAGCUUCCACAAAGUCAACUGAAAAGUUACAUCUAGAAAGGGAAGUCAAUGUUUGGAACAUUUUUCUGUAUUUUCUCAUGAUUUUGAUGGAAUAUUAAAAGAAUUUAUGAUGGAAAA